Fusarium pseudograminearum CS3096 is the source of this 2877-nucleotide messenger RNA. RefSeq lists its product as uncharacterized. Bases 1 to 2877 code for a protein of 958 amino acids. NCBI's taxonomy places the organism in Eukaryota, Fungi, Ascomycota, Sordariomycetes, Hypocreales, Nectriaceae. Gene Ontology annotation, molecular function: small GTPase binding; nuclear export signal receptor activity. Gene Ontology annotation, cellular component: cytosol; nuclear envelope. The transcript has 7 exons. The record is from RefSeq and is a predicted model, not a curated record. Gene Ontology annotation, biological process: protein import into nucleus; protein export from nucleus.
AUGGCAGCCGAUAUUGGUCAGAUUGCUCAACUUCUUGAUGCAACUCUUGAUCCUACAGAGCAUCGCAAAGCCGAGAACGCCCUCAAGCAGGAGGCUGCUAAGUCUCAGUAUUCUCUCAGCCUUCUCAACAUCGUCAACUCCGACUCCCUACCGCUAAAGACCCGGCUCGCCGCCGCUCUGGCUUUCAAGAACUUCAUCCGAACAUCCUAUGUCGACGAAGAGGGCAACUACAAGCUGCCUCAAGAUGAGGUUCAAGUCAUCAAGGAGCGUCUAAUUGGCCUCAUGAUUUCUUCACCGGCCAACAUUCAGGCCCAGCUUGGUGAUGCUAUUAGUGUGAUCGCUGAUUCUGAUUUCUGGCGACGAUGGGAUACCCUCACGCAGGAGCUCGUCAGCCGAUUUUCCGCCACUGAUCCCAAGGUCAACGUUGGUGUUCUCGAAGUUGCACACUCUAUCUUCGCCAGAUGGAGACCCUUGUUCCGUACAGAUGAGCUCUACAUGGAGAUCAACCAUGUCAUCGAGACAUUUGGCCAGGCUUUCCUUGAACUUCUUGUGACAACCGACAAGAAAAUUGCCGAGAACAACGAUAAGAAGGAUGUGCUGCGCGGUUGGUUCGAGACUCUUGAUCUGCAAAUCAAGAUCUUGCACGAUAUGUCUUGCCACGAUCUACCUCCUAUUUUCGACGAGAACCUAGGCAGCAUCUCCGAACUUCUUCACAAGUAUCUCACAUAUUCGAACCCAUUGUUGGAAACCGACGACGACGACGAAACGAGCAUAGUCGAUACUGUUAAAGCCGAUAUUUGCGAGGUUCUCGAACUUUUUACUGUCAAGUUCGAUGAGGACUUCUCCAAGUAUUGUCAACCCUUCAUCGAGAAGGCCUGGAAUCUAUUGUCGUCUACUGGUCCCGAGACGAAGUACGAUGUGAUUGUCAGCAAGGCCCUGCAUUUUCUAACCGCCAUUGCGUCCUCCGCACAGCACUCUGGUAUCUUCAACAGUGAGGAGGUCUUGACCCAGAUCGUGGAGAAGGUCAUCCUACCCAACGUCGCGCUUCGCGAGUCGGAUGUUGAGUUGUUUGAGGAUGAGCCGAUCGAAUUCAUCCGCAGGGAUCUCGAAGGCUCUGAUACCGACUCACGACGACGAUCUGCCACUGACUUCCUCCGCAAGCUCCAGGAGCGAUUUGAAGCUCCUGUCACCACAGUAGUAUCCAAAUACAUCAGCCACUAUCUCUCCCAGGGUAGCAGUGAUUGGAAGGCUAAGGACACCGCUAUCUAUUUAUUCCUUUCCAUUGCUGCCAAGGGCGCCGUGACUGCUGCUCAAGGUGUCAAGACAGUCAAUCCUCUUGUCAACGUUGUCGAGUUUUUUGAGCAGCACAUUGCUCAGGAUCUCAUCAACUCACAGGGCGUCGAGCAUAUCUCCAAGGUAGACGCCAUCAAGUAUCUCUACACUUUCCGAAGUCAGCUGUCCAAGGAGCAAUGGAAGGUGGCUCUGGGCCCUCUGAUCCAGAACCUCAACUCGGACAACUAUGUCGUCUACUCAUAUGCCGCCAUUGCAGUAGAGCGUGUGCUGUUCCUUACGGAUGAUGCUGGUAAUGCCAUGUUUCCCCGCGCCGACAUCGAGCCCUUCGCCAAGGACCUUCUCACCCACCUCUUCAAGCUCAUCGAGAAGGAGUCCAGUCCCGCUAAGUUACAGGAGAACGAAUUCUUGAUGCGCUGCGUCAUGAGAAUUCUGAUCGUCAUCAAGGAUGGCGCCACCCCUCUGCUGGACAAUGUCUUGACCCAUCUUAUCCUCAUCACCAACGUCAUGAAGCAGAACCCCAGCAACCCUCGAUUCUACUACUAUCACUUCGAGGCUAUUGGUGCUCUUGUCCGAUACUGUGCCCCCAGCAAUGCUGCUCUUUUCAACGAGAAGCUGUGGAGCCCCUUCCACCAGAUCUUGGUCGAGGACGUCACUGAAUUCAUGCAGUACGUUUUCCAGAUCCUCGCUCAGUUAUUGGAGUCCAGCCCAUCCGAGACCAUUUCGGAUAACUACAAGGCCCUACUAGGUCCUCUCUUGAGCCCUACUCUUUGGGAGACUCGAGGCAAUGUUCCGGCGUGCACUCGUCUCUUGUCCGCUGUCAUCCCUCGAGCAUCGCAAGCGAUUCAAGCUGAAAACCAACUGGAGCCUGUCCUCGGCAUUUUCCAGAGACUUCUGAACUCAAAGAAGUCCGAGUUGCUCGCCUUUGAUAUCCUUGAUUCCAUCGUCAAAACUUUUGAGCCCACUGGAUUGGAGCAGUACUUUGCCACAAUUCUUAGGCUGAUCUACACUAAGCUUCAAGGCUCUCCCUCUGAUGCGUUCAAGCUCCGCUUUGUUCGCUUCUACCACCUCGUCUCCGCUCGCCUCGAGGCCGGUUAUGGUGCUGACUACUUCAUCAAGCAGUCCAACACGAUCGACCAGGGUGUUUUCGCUCAGGUUUAUCCUGCCUUCGUUCUGGCCGAGACUGAGCGCCUUGCUCGUCCUGUAGACCGAAAGGUCGCUGUUGUGUCACUGACAAAGACCCUGUGUGACUCUCAAGCCUUCUCUCAACAGUUCAUGAAGGGCUGGGCCAACAGCUGCCGUAAACUACUGUCGCUCCUAGUAAACCCACCCACUGUAAAUGUUGGUGGUGACGAAGUUGUUGCCGAGGCAGAUGUCGACGAUAUCGGCUUCGGCAUGUCGUUCACUGCACUCAACACCUGCAAGCCUUUGGCCAAGGAUGAUUUCCCCGAGAUCCUUGAUGUUACCAAGUGGGUAAAGGAGUACAUGGUCAGCGCCAAUCAGCGACACGGUGGUGCUGUCGAGGGCUUCAUUGGUGCGCGACUGAACCCUGAGGAGCAAGAGGCCAUCGUCAAGUACAUCCGAUAG